AUUCACGCGUUUGCCUAGUGUGCUGGCUUAUCCCCGGAAAGGAAACCCUGCAACAGGCAAAUUCCUCGAGAGACGAGAAGAAAUAAUUUUGUGUGAAGGUGAGGGGACCCCCACCAGCAAGGUGUAAGCGGCAAGCAUCCAGCCGUUGCUUAGUUGUGUGAUCGAUCGAUCGAUACGGGUGACCUUCUUUUUCUCCACUUUAUAUCUCGACUCUUUCUCUUCUCUUCGACUAUCUUUUACUUCACGUCCCUUCUAUCUCGCAGAGCGGAAGAAGAAGAAACAGAAGAAGAUGGCUGCCAUUAGGUCCUUACUGUCUGCGACGCUGAUGGUUGGUAUUCUUAUUGGUGCAACUAUUGCUCAGCCAUCUGCAGCACCUUCUGCCUCCCCUCCUUCUAAAUCUCCUCCUUCUGCCUUCUCGCCUUCAGUGCCUCCACCUUCUUCUUCCCCUCCUUCAACCUCUCCACCAUCUUCUGCUUCCCCUUCUUCCGCUGCUCCACCAUCUUCUUCUUCUCCUCCUUCUACUUCCCCACCUUCUUCGUCUCCACCUUCUACUACCCCACCUUCUUCUUCGCCGCCAUCUUCUUCUCCUCCUUCUACUUCUCCCGUACCUUCUUCGUCUCCGCCUUCUACUGCUCCACCCUCUUCCUCCCCUCCCUCUACGUCUGCUCCUUCUACCUCCCCGCCCUCUGCUUCUCCUCCUUCCCUCGCCUCAGCGCCAGCUAGCAGCCCGCCAUCUGCUUCCAGCCCGGAGUCCAGCAGCCCGCCAUCUGCUUCCAGCCCACCGUCUCUCUCCAGUCCUCCGUCCUCUUCAGCCCCCGCCGAUAUGCCAUCGGCUGCUGCCCGGCUUCCCUCCGGCCUCAGACUCGCUGCUGCAGGAUCUGCGUUGGUCGGUGCGGCCGCCGUCUUCCUUCUCUGAGUUCGCAGUCUCCGACUCUGAUCUGUAGCCGUUGCCUCGGUGAGACAAUGAAAGGUGCUUUUGGAGUUUGGUUUACCGAGUUGAUCAGCUCGUGAUGUUCUUAUUUUUUUUUCCUUCUUUGGAUCGUGCGACCUCAAUAUUCUUCAUCAUUUCUUUGUUUCAUGGUUUGUCUCUGUAGUGGACUUUUUGUACUGAUUACUACUACAGGUUGUUUAUGGAUUCUUUUUCCCUUUCA
Messenger RNA from Nymphaea colorata (pocket water lily), 1151 nucleotides. Its product is annotated as vegetative cell wall protein gp1-like. NCBI's taxonomy places the organism in Eukaryota, Viridiplantae, Streptophyta, Magnoliopsida, Nymphaeales, Nymphaeaceae. The coding region runs from base 290 to 916 and encodes 208 amino acids. The record is from RefSeq and is a predicted model, not a curated record. The transcript has a single exon.